AAGCGGGACAACCGAGUGGCCUACAUGAAUCCAAUAGCAAUGGCCACAUCAAGGGGGCCAAUUCAGUCUUCUGGGCCAACAAUCCAGGAUUAUCUAAAUCGACCAAGACCUACCUGGGAGGAAGUAAGAGAACAACUCGAAAAGAAAAAGGCUCCAAGGCUUUGGCUGAAUUUGAAGAAAAAAAUGAAUGAGAACUGGAAGAAAGAGCUAGAAAAACACAGGGAGAAACCAUUAAGUGGAAAUGAGAGCUCAUCUAAAAAAAGACAGAGAAAGAAAAAAGAAAAGAAGAAAGCUGGUAGGUAUUCAUCUUCUUCUUCAUCAAGCUCUGAUUCUUCCAGCAGUUCUUCAGAUUCUGAAGAUGAGGAUAAGAAACAAGCAAAAAGGAGAAAGAAGAAGAACCGUUCACAUAAAUCUUCUGAAAGCUCUAUGUCAGAAACUCAGUCAGACAGUAAGGACAUUAAAGGACUUGGCAAGAAAAGAAAGAUGCAUUCUGAAGACAAACCCUUAUCAUCUGGGCCCUUGUCAGAAUCAGAUUAUGCUGAGGAGUUACAAGCAAAAAAGAAGAAAAGCAGUGAAGAACGAGAAAGAGCAACAGAAAAGACAAAAAAGAAAAAGAAGCAUAAGAAACACAGUACAAAGAAUUGAAAAAGAAGACUGCUAGUUCAAGUCCUGAUUCAUCGUAACAUUUAGAAAAACCUGGAUUCCCUUAAAGAAAGUGCAAUGUCUAAGACAAUUUCAACUGUGA
Messenger RNA from Dipodomys spectabilis (banner-tailed kangaroo rat), 745 nucleotides. RefSeq names its product protein FAM133B-like. The transcript has a single exon. Bases 25 to 645 code for a protein of 206 amino acids. The record is from RefSeq and is a predicted model, not a curated record. NCBI's taxonomy places the organism in Eukaryota, Metazoa, Chordata, Mammalia, Rodentia, Heteromyidae.